Messenger RNA from Pomacea canaliculata, 2264 nucleotides. RefSeq names its product GTPase IMAP family member 4-like. The record is from RefSeq and is a predicted model, not a curated record. Bases 1052 to 1849 code for a protein of 265 amino acids. Gene Ontology annotation, molecular function: GTP binding. NCBI's taxonomy places the organism in Eukaryota, Metazoa, Mollusca, Gastropoda, Architaenioglossa, Ampullariidae. The transcript is spliced from 7 exons.
UUACUUAGAUGUGAGAUCUGCGUAUAGGCAGUGUCGACUUCAAACUCUUAUUUAUACCUAUUGAUAUAUAUCCUUUUAUACCUUUAUCCAUUGAACUACUUUCUACUCUUGUACUUCAUCUUAUAUUGCUCAGUGUACCUAUACGUAUCUCAUCGUCCACUGUCUGUUACAUAAUGUUCAUUUAUCAUUACUGGUCAGCGCAGAGAGUGGUCGUGAUGAUGCGCGAUACAAUUACACAAAUUACUAUUAUAAAGUAAUUACUGGUUGACAGCUUUACUAUGCUUUUGAUUGUUCCUUUUUCCACAAUUAGUUUAUUAGAAAAUGACAGCGUGAGUACAUCUACUCUGAGUCUCCAGAGUGCAAGAGGAAUGGCAUUGGAUUCAGUGGUGUCAAGCAACUGUCCCCUCAGGAAAUGGAGGAGUGUCGCUUGAGGGUUAGGUACAAACAAUCGGCGGCCCGAUCGGAUUUAGAAAAAUUCUCCCAAAGGACAUGCUUGUCUUCACGAAAGGUUUUGGCAGUGUCUGCCUGUUAUACAGAGUCUGAUGAGCACUCUGGACUGUCCCAAUGACUCUGAGCAGGUGGAUACAAGCUGUGAGCUGUUCUUGUCAUUCACUGGUGUAGAAAAUGGUACACGAGGACAGCACGCACUCUAUGUGACCUUUGCGCGAAUUACAGCCACGCCCCUCUGCCGCGAUUUUUGAGAAACGAUUGCGCCCCCUGAAAGCGUGUUUCUGUAAAUGCAAACCAAUGUCUGCUUAGCCACCCACCGUUGCCUCGCACUUGAGGGUGUACAAGUCCUUGAAAGUAGUGGAGCUUAGAAGGAACGAUAGAGAUGACAGUCAGAGCCUAAGAUUUCGAAUAAUCUGUCCACGGCUGUGCAUUUUUUUUUUUUUUUCGUGAAAUGCUUCGCACCAUACUUCAUUUUGCAGGAAACUGAAAAGACUAUGAAAAUUUCGAAGGGCCUCAAGUCGUAACUAUUGUGAACAGCGCUUUUCUUUGGUGUUCCAUCAAGAUAUCUGAGGGCUGCAGAGACAAGAAACCUAAAACUACAAUGAGUGCUGCAAGCUACAACGUGAUGCUGGUUGGUAAGACAGGGAGUGGAAAGAGUUCCCUGGGUAACCUGCUAUUAGGCAAAAAGGGAUUUGACCCAAAGUCGGGAUGGAACUCUGGGACGCAGACAAGUCACUGGGUGAAGUCUUUGCUUGACGGCGUUGAACUGAAGAUAACUGAUGUACCAGGCUUAAGCGACACCCAUCGCCCCGAAAAAGAAAUUUUGAGGGAAACUGCUAAGAGUGUGACUAUGGUUGCCCCAGGACCUCAUGUCAUUAUUUUUGUCUUUUCAUCCAGAGAGCGUUACACACAGGAGCAGCACGCUGCCUAUACGACGAUGAAGAAGUUCUUCACAGACAGGAUGUGUCGUUUUAUGAUAGUAGUUUUCACUGCAAUAGAUGAUAUAGACGAUGUUGAAGGUUCUCGAAUGGAUAAGCUGACUCACAAAAUAACAACAGCUCCUCCUAACCUGAUGGAAGUUCUGAAAGACGUGGAGAACCGUUACAUUGCUGUAGAGAAUAAGGCCCCGGAGCCCGAUAAACGAAAGCAAAGACUGGAAAUAAUCAGUAUGUUACAGGCACUUUGCCUCACGAACAAAGGAGAACAUUUCGCCAUCCCAGAGAAAGUCAACGCGCUUCUGGAGGAGGAAGUUCAAACUGUGCAGACAAUACAGGCCUGUACACGAGAGGAGGCAGAGAAUAUUGUUAAAACGGAGAUUGGGGCAGAUAAAAAGCCAGCACUUGUGGAGAAGGUAGAGAAACAAGCCAAGAGUGAAGGAUGGUGGUGCACCAUACUGUGACAUUACUCUCUGUGCUUGUGAAAGGGAGGAGUCUGUGGUACAUUAACUAUGGACCCACGGAGAACGAUUAUGAAUUCAUUGGUUACUAAAAUAUUGAAUAUAUUUCUUGCAAAAGUGUACAUAUGUUUGUGCAAGAUGUUUGUCAAUGAAAUAUUGUUGCAGCUAAAUUAACUAAACUCAGGAUUUGAAAAAGCGUUUUGGAUCAUAUUUUAAACAAAUAAAAAAGUCGUUUAAUGAUAUGAAGUUAAACUAGCGCCUACGUUAGACAGCACCUACAUGAAUCCCAGUUUCAAUACCAGUUAAAAAAUGGAUGAAUACCAGUUAGGUAUUAGCUAUGAAGGAGUUAGGCAGGUGUAGAGUCGGAGGGAAUUAGUUUGCAUCUGUAUAUAAUCUAAAUAAAUCCAUUUUAGUUUUA